Molecule: messenger RNA, 3084 nt
Organism: Prosopis cineraria
Lineage: Eukaryota; Viridiplantae; Streptophyta; Magnoliopsida; Fabales; Fabaceae
Exons: 2
Coding region: 1-3084 (1027 amino acids)
Molecular function (GO): nucleic acid binding
Source: RefSeq, a predicted model, not a curated record
AUGGCUGAAAUAAGUGACAUGAUGAAAUUGCUAACAGAGGCUCUAAAAGGACGGAGUGAUGAUAACCCACCACGAAAUACCGUAGCAGAUGAGAACGCGGUUAAUAGAACAAUUGAGCCAAACAGAGGAUCAGAUCCUAAAGUACCCACGCCAGAGAAACAAGAUUCUGGGAUAGGGGCCUUUAACAUACCGGAUGGUCCUGGGGAAGAUCAUGCCUACAUGUUCCAAAUCCCACAAGUGCUACAUAAAGAGAAGGAGUUGAAAGAAGAACUUGGAGAGAUGAAAGAUCAAUUGAAGGCUCUUCAAGGAUCAAACACGUGGGGUUCCUUAGACUUGAAAGAAUUAUGUUUGACCCCAGAAAUCGAUAUGUCCAUAUGGUCACAAGAUGAGAAGUUUCUGAUAAACUUCUUUCCCGAAAGCUUAACUGGAGCCGCAUUGACUUGGUACAUGCAACUAGACCAAACCAAGAUUAAAAGAUGGAAAGACCUUGUGGAUGUUUUCAUGAGACAAUACAAGUUCAAUCUUGAUACUGCUCCGACCAGAGAACAAUUGAAAGCAAUGACCAAGAAAUCAUUAGAGUCAUUCAAAGAAUAUGCUCAAAGAUGGAGAAUAGUGGCUUCGCAAGUGCAACCUCCAAUGGUUAAUUCCGAACUUUGCUCGUACUUCAUCCGUGCGUUGCCUAAGCCAUUUUACCAACACAUGAUAGGAACACAUGUCACUGAUUUUGCUGAUUUAAUGGUAAUUGGGGAAAGGAUUGACAUAGACAUACGAGAAGGGAAGAUAGCCACUUCUCAAGCUGAAAGUAGUUCACGAAAGAACUAUGACCAAAAAAAGAAAGAAGGGAAUGUGAACUAUAUUCAACCUAUAAGACAAGCAGCUACCAAUUCUCAAGUCCCUUAUCAAGUAGAGGGAAGGAAUCAAAGACAGCAACAAUUUGGGUUCAGGCCUAACAAGCAUGGACAGGAUGGAGAGAGGAGAAAUGUCCAAUCCAGGGAUAGUCGCCCAUGGCCCAAUUUUGGAUUAACAAAUGCUGAAUUGUACCAUAAACUUUUGACAGCCCAAUUAUUAGGUCCGCGACCUUAUAAGCCUCUUGGUCCGCCUUACCCGGCAUGGUAUAAUCCAAAUGUUGUUUGUGAAUACCACAUGGGUGCACCUGGGCACUCAAUAGAAGACUGUGUGACGUUUAAAAGAAAUGUGCUAGACCUAGUUGAUUCUAACCAUAUCCAGCUUAAAGAAGAGGGAAGCUCUACCCUUACUACUGAUCCACUCCCAAAUCACGAAAAACGAGUCAACGCUAUUGAAGAAGAAGAUGCGUGCUUCAAAAGCUCCGCAAGAAUCAGGAUGCCUAUGAAUGAGCUUUAUGCUCAUUUAAAGGAGUAUGGCUAUAUGCGAGAAAUGCUCCUCACGAAUAAUAUCAGUGAUCAAAUGCCUGGAUACUGUGAAUAUCAUCAAGAGAAAAUAGGCCAUGACAUAGAAAGUUGUGAACAGUUUAAAGGAGCUGUUAGAAAAAUGAUGGCGUUAGGGAUCGUGUCUGUAAAGAGGGGAGACGCCAAAGUGUGCAUGGUAGAAAAAAAACAUGUUGAGCUUGUCAUUAAAAAUUUGAGCCCAAAAGAACGGGUUCAGGCAGUCUCUUUUGUGAUAAACAAAGCCUCUGCAGAUCUUGUACCUCACGUAAGACAACCAACAUUGACCAUAAGCACGCCUCAUCCCUUUCCCUAUGAAAGUGAUCGAGCAGUCCCGUGGAAAUAUCAAAGCAUUGUGGAGAACCACAAAAACCCAACGUUGAUUGCCGGGACAAGCAAUGAAAUGGCCAACCAAGGGGGUGUUACUCGAAGUGGAAAACCAUACUUACCAUCUUACAUUAGGAAAAUGGUAAAAGAGAAAAAUGCAAGUAUUAAUAGGCCAAAGGAAGACAAUCCUAAAGAAAUGGAAAAAUUAGAAGAUGAGUUUUUAUCGAUUAUGAAGCAAAGUGAUUACAGCAUUGUGGACCAAUUGAAGAAAACUCCAGCGCGUAUCUCCAUACUUUCUUUGAUUUUAAGUUCCGAAGCGCAUCGUCAAGCAUUGCAGGAAGUGUUGAAUCAAGCUUUUGUGCAGCCUAAUAUAACCCCUGAGAAGGUGGCAAGUGUAAUGAAUGUUGUAAAAGCCUCCUCUACCAUUUCCUUUUCGGAAGAGGAAGUUACAGAAACCGCUGUUCACCAAGCCAAGGCUUUGCACAUCACUUUGAAAUGUGAAGGGUUCAUAAUCGCAAGAGUAUUAAUUGAUGGAGGAUCAGCGUUAAAUGUCUUGCCGCUCUCCACAUUUGAAUCAUUAUCACUAGAAGCUUCAGGUGUACAUAAAAGUAAUAUUGUGGUAAGAGCAUUCGAUGGAUCAAGACGGGAAGUAUUAGGAUCCAUUUGUCUCUCCCUGGAGAUAGGGCCGAGCAGGUUUAAGGUGGAUUUCCAACUCAUGAACAUAGACCCAAGUUACACAAUGCUGCUAGGAAGGCCAUGGAUUCAUUCUGCUAGGGCUGUUCCUUCUACCUUACAUCAAAAGGUUAAGUUCAUCAGUGAUGGGAGAAUUAUAGCAGUUAAAGGAGAGGAGGAAAUCAUGGUGAGCAAACCAAGCUCACUCCCUUAUAUUGAGGCUGCAGAGAAAGAUUAUGGAGUUUCCUUUCAAAGCCUAGAGGUCGAGGGUAUUUGCGGUAGUACUCACAACAUCAAUUCCGUCGUGGCUAAAAUCAUGGCGAAGAGUGGGUUUAUGCCAGGGAAAGGUUUAGGCUCUCAUUUACAAGGAAUUACGUGUCCAAUUAAGGUUUUGGAUAAUUGUAAUCGCCAAGGGUUAGGGUAUGAGCCUACCCUGGAAGACCAGAUGAAAGACAAAGCAAGUUUGGCAAAUGGCAAAAAGGCCAGUAAAUUGGAGAUUCCACACAUUAAAGAAUCCUUCCCAGGCCCGUCCGAGGUGAUAUAUAAACCAGCUAUCUCAGUGAUCUCUUUUAAUGAAGAUGUACCAUGCAGAACAAGUGCCUCAAUUGCAGUCGAUGAUUCCAACAAAGUUCUGGCGAAUUGGGAGUUUGAAGAGGCCAAUGAUGUCAUUAGCUUAGAGUAA